Molecule: messenger RNA, 1631 nt
Organism: Cyphomyrmex costatus
Lineage: Eukaryota; Metazoa; Arthropoda; Insecta; Hymenoptera; Formicidae
Product: CWF19-like protein 1
Exons: 3
Coding region: 75-1631 (518 amino acids)
Biological process (GO): mRNA splicing, via spliceosome
Cellular component (GO): post-mRNA release spliceosomal complex
Molecular function (GO): RNA lariat debranching enzyme activator activity
Source: RefSeq, a predicted model, not a curated record
CGAAUGAGCCUAAUUUGAUCGAAAUCGGAGGUAGUGGGUGAAUUCUGUAUAAUUACCAAAAUUUAAUUAUCAAGAUGAGUGACAAACAGAAAGUACUCAUUUGUGGAGAUGUGGAAGGACACUUCAACUUUUUGUUUUCCAAAGUAAACGCUAUCAAUAAAAAAAGUGGUCCAUUCGAUUUUUUAUUAUGCGUCGGCAAUUUCUUCGGCGCGGACAAUUCCGAAUUGAAUUCGUACAAAUCCUGCGAGAAGAUUAUCUUGGUACCGACGUACAUUAUCGGUCCUAACCGGGAAUCGAAUAUGAGGGACUAUCCCGAAGACGGAUAUGAAAUAUGUCAGAAUCUCACUUAUCUUGGAAAGCGUGGUCUGUACAUCGCCAGUUCAGGCCUCAAAAUAGCAUAUCUCAGUGGAACCGAGAAAAUCCCGUCUGAAAACAAGAUCAUUCAUUUCGAUGAACACGACAUUGUGUCUGUCAGGAAUAGUUGCUUGAAGGGUCAACCGAGUUUUCGUGGUGUUGACAUCUUGUUGACAUCUCCAUGGCCAGAAGGUGUAACCAAUCUCGACACUAACAAACCAGAAUGCAAGUACAUAGGUUCCAAAUUAAUCGCCUGGCUUGCUACUCAUAUUAAACCUAGGUAUCACGUGUCAGCCUUAGAACAGAUUUAUUACGAAAGGCCACCAUAUCGGAAUCAAAGUCAGGGUGAUGGAAAUAUGGAAAUAGCUACGAGGUUCAUAGCUCUUGCACCGGUACUGAAUAACGAGAAGAAAAAAUGGUUGUAUGCAUUGAAUUUAACUCCUGUUGAUAGAACCAGACUAUCAGAUCUAAUUAUGAAAACAACAGACGAGACACUGAGUCCUUAUCCCAAAUCUAUGCUGUCUGACCAUCCUAUUUUGCAAAAACAGGUCCAAUUUUUCUAUGACAUGGACUCGAAAGAUAAUUCGAAGAGAUCACAACAUCAGAACAGUGGUCUCAAUAAGAGAGCAAAGCUAGAAAUUGACCAAUCAAAGUGUUGGUUUUGUUUAUCCAGUCCAGUAGUAUCCAAACAUCUGGUAAUUUCUAUUGGCACAGAGAUAUAUUUGGCAUUGGCAAAAGGUGGUUUAGUGGAGGAUCAUCUGUUAAUUCUACCAAUAGCGCAUCAUCAGAGUCUGUCCAUUCUACCAAAAAAUGUAAAAGAGGAGAUGGAUCUCUAUAAGAAAGCUGUGAGCAAGUACUAUGAGAGUACUGACAGAGUUCCUGUUUUCUUUGAGAGAAACUUUAAAACUUCUCACUGUCAAUUGCAAGCGGUACCUGUUCAUAAAAAUCAAGCACCCGCAUUAAAGGAAAUGUUCGAGGAACUGGCUGAAUGUAAUAACUUUAAAAUAUCCGAGUUACCACCGCAUACAGAUUUACAGCAGGUCGCUAAACCUGGUAUUCUGUACUUUUACGUAGAAUUACCGGAUAAAAAAGUCUUAUAUUAUAGAAUCAAGAAGGACUUCCCGUUACAAUUCGGCAGAGAAGUAUUAGCAUCUGACAGGAUAUUAGAUAUCAACGAUAGAUCCGACUGGAAAGAUUGUCAUAUGAGUCAAGAGGAAGAGACUGAACUAGCAAAAAAAAUUAGGAAACAAUUUACACCAUUUGACAUAGAUACUUGA